GCUGGUCUCCCCUAUCUCCAGUGUGUACGUCCCUAACAUUGAGGAGGUCCUGCUGUGUCUGGGACUCCACUCCGUAGACAUGGGGCUGGCUCUGGUGGACAACAUACUCAGGAGUCCCAGCAACAGGGCCAAUUCAGGUUUUGGUAUGCCAUAUCUUGGAAAAGUUUGUGGCCAGGCUAAUGAAUCCACUGUUGAAUUGCUGUACCAGCUAGGAAUGGUCCAAGACCAUGGAACGAGAUUAAGAGUCCAGGCUUUGUUGAGCUGGCUGAAGGACAGUGCCAGACUUGCUCUACAGAGGUCCUCUCUCUCCACUUCUGAAGGAUACAGAAGAGUUCAGCAGGAGUUAUCCUCCCUUCCCAGCCCCGCCCCCUCCCACAUACAAGUGGUAUCAGCCAUCUUGUGGCAAAGCAAUGAUCUACCUGUGGAGUAUGAUCUGGGCGGUUUGGUUACCAGGGAGCUAGUCAGGUACAGGAAUAUUUGGGAAAUUCUCAAGUUUUCCAGUGUGAAAUAUGAGGAGUAA
This is a messenger RNA of Saccostrea cuccullata (small rock oyster), 520 nucleotides long. Its product is annotated as baculoviral IAP repeat-containing protein 6-like. The coding region runs from base 80 to 520 and encodes 146 amino acids. Lineage: Eukaryota; Metazoa; Mollusca; Bivalvia; Ostreida; Ostreidae. The transcript is spliced from 3 exons. Gene Ontology annotation, molecular function: ubiquitin-protein transferase activity. The record is from RefSeq and is a predicted model, not a curated record. Gene Ontology annotation, biological process: regulation of cytokinesis; apoptotic process.